Molecule: messenger RNA, 767 nt
Organism: Dreissena polymorpha
Lineage: Eukaryota; Metazoa; Mollusca; Bivalvia; Myida; Dreissenidae
Exons: 8
Coding region: 294-767 (157 amino acids)
Source: RefSeq, a predicted model, not a curated record
AUUUGUAGGACCCAGUGUCGUACGUAACUGUGAUUAUACCGGAAAGAAAUCGGAAAACUAAUAACGAACUUGUUUUACGGAUUAUUGUUGAUGUGUGCAGAUUUUAUUUAAAUCAGCAAGCCAACGGCCAACAAAUCUUCUGAAAAGGGUUUGAAAAUUGGUGUCCAUGUGUUUGUGUCGCCACUUGUACCGGCAAUGUAUCAACAGCGCUUCUUGUAUUGGACUAUCAUCUGAUACAACAUAGGUGUGUCGUCAGCAGUAACCUGAUUUUUUCACUUGACAUCACGCAUUAAAUGGAUUCGAUUCUAGUCCAAAGAGGUCACCAGUUUGAAGAAGAUCCCAUUUCUAGAGUUAUAGAGGAAUGGCAAAAGCAGUGGCAGCAUCUAUCCAACCGAAUAAAACUUGUGAAAGAAAAUCUGUUAACAUACCCUGAAGAAGUCGAAGCCCAAAUGCAUACACUGGAGAUAAACUGUGAUAUUCUGGGCAAUCAACAAAUUGAACUUGCACGACUUCUAAAGAAUGAUACGACUGAACAACUAAGGAAAGAUAAUGACGUUAAAAGACGUUGUAGAAACAACGAAAAGACAUUGGUUUUUGAGAUUGAUGAGUUAACACACCAUAUAGAGCACUUACAAAAGCAGAUCAGCACAUUAAAAUGCUCAAAUAUACUUCAAGAUGAGCAGAUGAGAUUCAGCGUUAAAUACUUAGAGGCAGAAGUGACAAAGAGAGAGACGCUUAUUGGUGUGCUCAAGGAAAGGCUACGGUAA